GGAAGUUCACUAGAUGAUAGGUUCCACCACCUCUCAAUGGAGAACGACAAACAAUCCCAGAGAAGCUUUUUAUAAGUAAGACACCAUCAUGGGAAAGAAGAAGAAAGAAGAGAAUGAGAAGGCUCCUGUCUCAAAAUGUCCAGAUAACUCCGCAUUCAAACAGCAGAGAAUCCCAGCAUGGAAGCUCACCUUAACCCCCCAAAUCGUCCUCAGCUCAUUCUUUAUCAUCGGCCUCUUCUGUCUUAGUGUAGGAAUCAGUUGGAUUGUAGCCACUAGCAAUGUUAAAGAAAUAUGGAUCACCUAUUCUGACCAUUGUUCAUACUGCUCACAACUACGGGAAAAUUCUUCAAAUUCAGAAACUUCAUGCCCGUGCGCUGUUACGUUUUCUGUGAAAGAAAAGAUUCAGGGAGAAGUCUUUUUGUAUUACGGGCUCAGCAACUUUUUUCAGAACAAUCGGAGAUAUGUGAUAUCCAGAUUUGACACCCAGCUGCUUGGAAGAAAUGUGACCACUAAAGAGAAUGGCGGCUACUGUGCUCCAUUUUCUGUAUAUAAUAAUGGCACCCCAAUGGCUCCCUGUGGUGCAAUUGCCAACAGCAUGUUUAAUGAUACAAUAAUACUGGUCUAUCAACCGAACUCCACUUCCAUAAUCCAAGUUCCAUUGCUAAAAACUGGAAACACCUGGUGGUCUGAUAAGAAUGUAAAGUUUAGUAACCCCAAACCAAACGAUGAUCUUGUGCAGGCAUUUGCAGGAAGUGCAAGGCCACCAUAUUGGCAGAACCCAGCUUACGCUCUUGAUCCUCUUGACCCCAAUAACAAUGGUUAUAUAAAUGAUGACUUUAUCAAUUGGAUGAGAGUGGCAGCUUUCCCGAACUUCAGAAAACUUUAUAGACGUAUCUCACGAAUACAACAGUUCUCUGAUGGCCUUCCACCUGGAAAUUACACCUUCGUCAUUGAAUACAAUUUUCCAGUAUCUAAAUUCGGAGGGAAAAAGCAUGUGAUCCUGUCAACCCUAUCAUGGUGCGGAGGAAGUAACAUGUUUCUGGGAAUUGCAUACACUGUGACUGGAGCAGCCAUUGUACUCACAGCAUUUGCCAUGCUUGCUGUGCACCUGAAGAAACGGAAGCCUAAGAAGAAAUUUACUGUCAAAUAAGUUAAAUUGGCAGUAACCUUCUGGUAUCUCACUGACUCUUUUUUUAUUGCUGCAUCUGUAAAAUAAAAAUGACACAUCAGCAGAUAACUCUCUUAGCUUAUAUUGGCAAACUCUAAUAAAGGUCACAGAUCCAUAUUG
Bufo bufo (common toad) is the source of this 1288-nucleotide messenger RNA. RefSeq names its product cell cycle control protein 50C-like. Gene Ontology annotation, cellular component: endoplasmic reticulum; plasma membrane; Golgi apparatus. Gene Ontology annotation, biological process: phospholipid translocation. The coding region runs from base 89 to 1150 and encodes 353 amino acids. The transcript is spliced from 7 exons. The record is from RefSeq and is a predicted model, not a curated record. Lineage: Eukaryota; Metazoa; Chordata; Amphibia; Anura; Bufonidae.